Molecule: messenger RNA, 2166 nt
Organism: Plodia interpunctella (Indianmeal moth)
Lineage: Eukaryota; Metazoa; Arthropoda; Insecta; Lepidoptera; Pyralidae
Gene: Pif1
Product: Pif1 DNA helicase
Exons: 3
Coding region: 117-2030 (637 amino acids)
Biological process (GO): DNA repair; telomere maintenance
Molecular function (GO): ATP hydrolysis activity; DNA helicase activity
Source: RefSeq, a predicted model, not a curated record
AUAUUGAAAUAGGGACAUUGCAGUUGCCUGCGCUUGCGCUUGUUGUGCGUCAACAAUUCUAAAGUCAAUAUUAUUUUCUUAUAAAGUUAUGAAUUAAACUAUUCGUAUAAGAAGUUAUGGCUGCUGGAGAAUCUUUUUUAUCAUGUGCUGCGACCGUGGAAUGGAUGACACCUCAAGGAUCUAUACUAAGGAAGGUUGCUUAUAAGACGGCUUCAUUACGUCUCAUUCGCAAUGAAUUUAGAGAAAUGUAUUUGGAAAUAUCAAGUGAUAGAACCGCGGAUAUUCGUCUAGCGUUGAAAGGCAUUAAUGUCUUCAAAAAGUUUAUGGCAGAAGGUAAAGCAAGUGUGAAGUUUCAAGAAGUAGGUUGCACGCUUUUCAUCUCAAAUGCGCCACCUACUAAUCUUGUUACAUUCCUAAGGACGUUAUUUGUGAAGAUGACUGGUGAUAAAGAAAAGAAGACUGAUACUACGCCUGCUAAACAAGGCAUGAGGGCCAAAUUGUUAAGUGGUAAAGCUCAGAGUUUUGAAGAAAUCAGUCCAGUCACAAUAGGUGAUUUGCAAACUGCAAAAAGUAAAAUACCUAAAUCAACACUGACUACUCCAUCUCCGCCAUCGAAAAAGCGAAAAUUAGAGGAUCAAGCUCGAGGGCCAGCACCCAAAAAACUAUACUCUCCAUCACCUCUGACUACAACUAGUGCUUUAAAUCCAGAACAGCAUAGGGUUUUAGAGGCAUGUGUUAGUGGGAAGAAUGUUUUUUUCACGGGUUCUGCAGGGACUGGCAAAAGUUUCCUACUGAAGAGAAUUGUGGCAGCAUUACCUCCUGAUGUUACAAUGCCAACAGCAUCAACAGGAGUAGCAGCUUGUCACAUUGGUGGAACGACUCUUCAUGCUUUUGCUGGUAUUGGCGAUGGCAGUGGCUCCAUUGAAGUGUUGAGAGAGAGAGCUGCUAAAUUUCCUCUGGUAGCUCAGAAGUGGAGGAAAUGCAAACACCUCAUUAUUGAUGAGAUCUCAAUGGUUGAUGGCACUUUCUUUGAGAAAUUAGAAGCUGUAGCUAGACAUGUGAGGAGAAAUGAAAAGCCCUUUGGAGGUAUACAGCUAAUUCUGUGUGGUGAUUUUCUACAGCUGCCUCCUGUAGUGGAGAAAGGGAAGUCGGGAAAGAGGUUCUGCUUCCAGACACAGUGCUGGGAAAAAUGUAUUGAUCUGUGUUUUGAAUUGAAAGAGGUGCAUAGACAAACUGAUAAAGAAUUCAUUUCCAUUCUUAACAGUAUAAGAAUAGGGCGGGUGACUAAAGAAAUAAGCGAAAAGUUGCUCGGUACUGCAAGACAGAAGAUUGAAAGUGAUGGCAUUUUAGCUACUAGAUUAUGUUCACUUACAAAUGACUCUAAAAUGAUAAAUGAUUCAAAAUUAGAAAAUUUAAAAGGAGAAGAAAAGGUGUUCUCUUCUCAGGAUAGUGAAAAUUCAACCAAGAUACUUGAUAUGCAGACUAUUGCACCUUCCAAAUUGGUACUGAAAGUUGGUGCCCAAGUAAUGUUACUGAAGAAUAUUAAUGUAAAUGCUGGUCUAGUCAAUGGUGCAAGAGGAGUUGUUGUUAGGUUUGAAGAAGGGUUGCCAGUUGUAAGAUUUAAAAAUAAAAAAGAAUACAUGGCAAGAGCAGAAAGGUGGUUUGUCAAAAAUUCUAAUGGAUCGUUAUUGUGCCGUCGACAGGUGCCACUGAAUCUGGCUUGGGCAUUUUCUAUACACAAGUCCCAAGGACUUACUUUAGAUUGUGUAGAGAUGUCAUUGUCAAAAAUAUUUGAAGCUGGUCAAGCCUAUGUAGCUCUAAGUAGAGCUCAGAGUUUAGAUACAUUAAGAGUUUUAGAUUUUGAUUCUCGACAUGUUUGGGCUGAUCCAAAUGUCUUAGAAUUUUAUCAGAAAUUUCGGCGGCGUCUUCAGCAAAUGGAAAUUAUUCCACUAGGGCGACCUCUUAGUGACAAGACCAAUAAAAAAGGAAAGUUAAGAGAAAUUAUUGAGAAACAAUUAAGACAAAGAUAGAAGAAAUUGUCUAAUUUUGAUUGCAAAAUUUUGCAGUAUAGUUUUAAUUUAAGACUGAAUCUUUAUGUAUUAACAUUAAAGUCGAUCAAGUAAAAUGUAAUAAAAUAAUAAUUCAAUAAAGUUUUGUAUUUAUUCU